CGCGCCACGCUGUCACCUCCGCCCCGCAGACUGCGCCAACAUGGAGCAGAAGCUGGCGGAGUUCAGAGCUCGGAAAAGAGCCGCAGCGGCUGCGAACAGCUGCGAGGCGACGGAGAGCCAGGCUAAAGCGCAGCCGGGGUCGGUAGCUCAGCCUCCCGGCUCUGCGUCCGCCCCGAUCAACCCCGACACACCGGACCAGCCGGAGAAAACUGCGAUAUACACAGAUAGCGCACAGGCUGGUCCCGACUGGCUGAUGGACAGCGCUGUGGGCCGCUGGCUGGGGCUGCGAUGCCUGGCCAUGACGAACCUCACCGUGCUGAAGCUGCUGCUUUGGCUGGUUCUGCUGGGUCUCUUCUCUGAGCUGGACUUCGGGCUCCCCUUCUUCCUCAUCUCCCUGUUUUACUGGCUGUACGCGGGUCUGCGCAGCCCGGGUGCGAGGCAGCCCGGAGAGCUCAGCGCGUACUCCGUCUUCAACCCGGACUGCCAGCCGCUGCUCGGCACGCUCACCGCGCAGCAGCUGGAGGGGGAGCUGGGCUACCGGCCGCUGGCUAACAGAUAGCCGGGCGAGGAGGCCAGCCUGCCGCUACGGACAGUGAGAGGAGUCACUGCCGCUUUAACAUGCUCAAUGGAAGUUUCGGGUGUUCCUGCUUCUGCAGCAGCCUGUGGACUGUUAGUGGUGUGAGGGAAUUGUGUUGAAACCAAAACUGGACCUCUCCACUCAGUUGUAGCUCAGGAGACACUCACAGGUUAACACUGUUGUUGUCCUUAUACUCCAGCACAGAGCCAGCUGAUCUCAGCUGCUCUAAACUGCAGAAUACGUCCUCACUACUGUUCACCUCUAUGGCUGUGCAUGAUAGUCUACUAAAACAGUUAAGGUAAAGUUUGUGUAGAUGGAAAUAUGCAUUGAAGUUCAUAAUGUAUGACAAAAGUCUGUGUUACACACGCGUAGAGGUCCAUUUGCAGUGAUGUGGAGGGAGGCAGGGCUGAGUGCCACACGUGUACUGACAGAACUCAAAGGGCUGGUUCUGCAGAGGGGGCUGCACCUAAACAGACUGAAUAUGAACACGAGUGUUCACCUGAGUGUUACAUUCAUUGUUUUCAGGGAAUAUCUUGAAGGAAUAAACAUUACUAUGCUGUAAAAACCGUGAUGAUGAAUGGAAGAGGAGGAAUGUGUGUAAAGGAGCCGUCA
Megalops cyprinoides (Indo-Pacific tarpon) is the source of this 1189-nucleotide messenger RNA. RefSeq names its product SAYSVFN motif domain containing 1 (gene saysd1). The record is from RefSeq and is a predicted model, not a curated record. The transcript has 2 exons. Bases 41 to 559 code for a protein of 172 amino acids. Lineage: Eukaryota; Metazoa; Chordata; Actinopteri; Elopiformes; Megalopidae.